Messenger RNA from Paramecium tetraurelia, 2628 nucleotides. RefSeq lists its product as uncharacterized. Lineage: Eukaryota; Ciliophora; Oligohymenophorea; Peniculida; Parameciidae. The record is from RefSeq and is a predicted model, not a curated record. The transcript is spliced from 4 exons. Gene Ontology annotation, molecular function: microtubule minus-end binding; gamma-tubulin binding. Gene Ontology annotation, biological process: microtubule nucleation; cytoplasmic microtubule organization; spindle assembly. Gene Ontology annotation, cellular component: equatorial microtubule organizing center; gamma-tubulin small complex; spindle pole.
AUGGAGACACAAACACUUUUACAUCAAUUGGUAAAGCAAGCAUUCCCAGAUUCAAUUGAGGACAGCACAUUUAAUAACUAUAAAACUUAUUUUUUGAGAAUUCUAAAUGUGCGUACAGGUAUUUCAUUGAUGGAUGAAUCUGAACUUCAGGCAGAGAUGACUAAAAUGACUAAUAAAUCAUAAGCUUAUAGAUUGCAAGAUUGUUUGAAUCGAUUAAACAAAACGAGAUUAAGAAGGAAGAAUGAACUUGUUCACUUCCUCUUUCGUACAAGUCAACUCGGCUAGAACAAUAGUUAUACAAAUUAAACUUUAGACACCUUGUUUAAAUCAUAGGAGAUAUCUUAAAUCAAUUAUUCUCAAACAAUACCCAAAAAAGUCAUAGAGGAGAGUCCUAAAAAUAAUGACUAACUGAACAUUAUCCAAUAAAUUAUUGAUAAAGGAAAUGCGACACUAUCUAUUACAGAAAAAGAUCUGAUUAAAGAUUUAAUAUUUAGCAUUUAAGGUAUAGAGAGUUAAUAUAUCUGUUAUGAUCCAAUUAAUGAUUUAUUUUAAGUGAAAAAAGAUAUAGCAAUUAGUUCAGCUAGUAGGAAGUUACUGAAUGCCAUGUGUGAAUGUGGAUGGCUAUUCAAAAAAAUACAAGCAUUCACUUAAAAUAAUUAUAAUAGUUUAGUCUUAUAGGCUUUACAGAAUUCCAUCAAAGAAGAAUUAAAUGAAUAUUACAGAUUGAUUGCAUAUUUUGAAAAUCUUCUAGCAGAAUCAACAUUAACGCUUAGGAAAAUGUAUAUGUGGUUGAAACAGCCCAUGCACCAUUUAGUUUAAAUCAACUUAGUGUUAUCAUAAAUUUUGACUAAUGUCUAAUUGGGUACGACAUCUUCUUUAGUGAUUUCUAUUCUUUGCAGAUAUUCAAAGCAUGGUUGUCCAUUAACAUCCUAAUUGUUUUCUAGAAUUUUACAUCAAACAACCAUACCAAUUGUUAGAUUUAUAAAUCAAUGGAUUUUCGAUGGGUCUUUGAGUGAUCAAGCCUAAGAAUUCUUUAUUGAAAGAAAUGAUUCUAAUAAAAUAUAAAUAAGAGACAGCGGAGAGUUGUGGAAGAAUGAAUUCAAAGUUAACCAAGAUAAAAUACCUUAUAUGAUUUCUUUGAAUGAUUCUUUUAAAAUCUAUGAUACAGGUAGAGUAAUUAAUUGGCUUAGAAAAUAGUGUAAAUUCACACAAUUCAAUUAAAAUUAUGAUUUAAUAACUAUUGAUCUACUAGGUACUGAAUAGUUUUCUCUAUUUGUUGACUAAGUCAAUAAGGAAUACAACAAAUAGUUAAUUUAAUUGAUUAAACCAAACUUUAAAAUUACACUAAACGCAAUCAAAAGAUUUUUAUUGUUGGGUUAAGGAGAAUUUAUACAUACAUUGAUGGAAUUAUUAUAAACUGAGUUAAAUAAGCCAGCUCAAUAAUGUUAUAGGCAUACUUUGUUGAGUAUUUUGGAAUCAGCUUUCAAAAAUAUCUCAUAAGAAGUUAGACUGAAUGUAAAACUCCUUGAGCCUUCUUAAAAUGAUACUGGUUGGGAGAUUUUCUGCUUGGAUUAUGCUAUUGAUGAACCUUUGAAUACAAUUUUCAAUUAGAAGAUUAUGUUGUCAUAUUAUAGAAUUUUCAAUUUUUUAUGGAGAAUUAAAAGAGUUGAAUUUACAUUAACUUAAUGUUGGAAAAUGCAUUAGAAAUUUAUGGCAAUUCCAAAUCAAUUCCAAACUAUAAAAAAAGCAAUUUAGUUAAGUUAUCAAAUGAUGAAUGAAAUGCAACAUUUUAUCAAAAAUUUUUACAGUUAUCUCAUGUUGGAAGCGAUAGAAAGUUCUUGGAAAAAAUUCAUAGAUGAGUAAGAUAAAAUUUAGGAUUUGGAUAGUUUAAUAAAAACGCAUGAAUUAUUCAUAUCAGAUAUAUUAGACAGAUCUUUCUUAAAUACAAAGGGAGAAUCAACAUAAAAAUUGUUAUUCAAAUUAUUUGAUUAUAUAUUUAGAUUUAAGAGUUGUCAGGAGUUGCUAUUAAGCUAUGCAAAAGAUUAAAUAUCAUAAACUGAUAAUUAGCAAUUAUAAUUGAAAAACUUGCUUAACAAACAAUAAACUUUAGGUAGAUAAACUCAGAGUAAAAAUUAAGACAUUAUUAAAUCUUUAUUGGAAUUGAGGAAACAAUAUAGAGAUUAAAUGUUUGAAUUACUCGAAAAACUUAAAAAGGAAGAUAGAUUAAAAUUCCUUCAUUUCAAAUUAGAUUUCAAUGAAUAUUAUUUGGGAAUCUAAGAAUCCAAAAUAUUUAAUCAAGAUUUAGAAAGAUUUAUAGAGAAAUGCUUGCCUAAAGUUAACGAAGUCUAAAUACCACCUCAUCGAGUUCAAAGUAAUAAGUCACUAGUACAACCUCAACAGCCAUAGCAAAGAACUUUCAAUAUAAAUACUGAAUUUUAGAAUGAAGUGAGAUCAGUCAAAGAAGGAUUAAAAUUAUUAGAAGAAUAAAGAAGAUAACAACUUUAAUUAAAAGAUUAAUUCAGUAAAUCUCCUUUGCAAAAGUCUCCAUUAUUGCAGAUACCACCGACAAUGACAGAACAUGAAAAAAGAAAGAAUGAUGAAGAUUUAAGUUCAAGUGAUGAUGAUUGA